Messenger RNA from Vicia faba (fava bean), 2352 nucleotides. The record is from the annotation of a GenBank genome assembly. NCBI's taxonomy places the organism in Eukaryota, Viridiplantae, Streptophyta, Magnoliopsida, Fabales, Fabaceae.
AUGUUUGGCGGGGCUUUGAAUUCCAAAGCAAUAAUGGAAAAGAACACAUUUGGAGCACAUUUAGUGGCGUUGUGUUUCUUUGGGAUGCUUCUAAUGCAUUCUUCUUGUCAAAAUGAUUCAACUACUGAUGUGUACAUUGUUACUCUCAGACAAGCCCCUACUUCUCACUAUCAGAAUGAGUUGACCACAGCUUAUAACAACUUCAGACAUGGUACUUUUAGGAGAACCGCACUUCACAAUCCAAGACAUCAAAAUUUUACAAAGACAUAUAAGAGACGUGGUUCUAACAUCGCACAAGUUCACGAUUCAUUGUUGAAGAAGGUGUUUAAAGGAGAGAAGUAUCUAAAACUCUAUAGCUAUCAUUACUUGAUCAAUGGAUUUUCUGUGCUUGUUACUCAACAGCAGGCAGAGAAGCUAUCAAGGAGAAGAGAAGUGUCCAAUGUGGUUUCAGAUUUUUCUGUAAGAACUGCAACCACGCAUACCCCGGAGUUUUUGGGUCUGCCACAGGGAUCUUGGUUUCAAUCAGGUGGAUUUGAGACUGCCGGAGAAGGAAUCACUAUUGCAUUUGUUGACACAGAUUUUCCAUCUGGUUCUUGCAAUAGGAAGCUUGUUGGCGCCCGUCAUUUUGCAGCAUCUGCUAUAAUCAGAGAAAUGCUUGAUCCAACUGAGGACUAUGCUUCUCCCUUCGACGGUGAUGGCCAUGGCACGAACACAGCUUCUAUUGCAGCUGGAAACCAUGGAAUUCCAGUGGUUGUUAAUGGGUAUCAUUUCGGAAAUGCUAGUGGGAUGGCUCCUCGUUCGCAAAUUGCUGUUUACAAGGCACUAUACAAGGGAUUUGGAGGGUUUGCUGCAGAUGUUGUUGCAGCUAUUGAUCAGGCAGCUCAAGAUAGAGUUGAUAUAAUAUGCUUGUCAAUCACUCCUAAUAGGCGUCCUCCCGGUAUUGCAACUUUCUUCAAUCCGAUAGACAUGGCAUUGUUGUCAGCUACAAAGGCUGGUAUUUUUGUUGUGCAAGCUGCUGGAAAUACUGGACCUUCGGCUAUGAGCAUGUCCUCCUUUAGCCCAUGGAUCUUUACUAUUGGUGCCACCUCUCAUGAUCGAGUUUAUAGCAACUCGCUAUCUCUUGGAAAUAAUGUGACUAUACUCGGAGUUGGACUUGCACCUGGCACGUCUGAGAACACAAUGUACACUUUGAUUCACGCGCAUCAUGCUUUGAACGAUGACACAACAAUUGCUGAUGAUAUCAUCAAGCAGGCCGUAGAAACAGCCACAAAUCUUAGUGCUGCCGGGGUUGUUUUUCCCAUGAAUCCUUCUGUGAAUGGUUUUCAGCUUAAUCCAACUCCAAUGAAAAUUCCUGGCAUAAUAAUUCCAUUUGCAAAUGAUUCCAAGAUAUUAUUAGAAUACUACAAUUCUUCACUGGAAAAAGACGGUACUUCAGAAAAAAUUGUUAAACUUGGGGCUGUUGCUAGCAUCAAUGGUGGACUUACGGCGAGCUAUAACAAUGUUGCCCCAAAUGUUAUGUAUUACUCUGCCAGAGGACCAGAUCCAGAGGACAAUUUUCCUCAUGAAGCUGACAUUUUGAAACCCAAUCUUGUAGCCCCUGGAAGUUUUAUAUGGGCUGCUUGGAGUUCUGUUGCCACUGAUUCAGACGAGUUUCUAGGUGAGAAUUUUGCAAUGUUGUCUGGCACAAGCAUGGCUGCACCUCAUGUUGCUGGUCUUGCUGCACUAGUCAAGCAAAAGUUUCCCAAUUUCAGCCCUGCAGCCAUUGGAUCUGCGCUUUCCACCACAGCAUUGCUGUCCGACAACAGCGGGAAGCCAAUAACAGCACAGCGGUCAUAUCCCUCCCCAGACCUAAACCAAUCGCCAGCAACUCCAUUUGACAUGGGAAGCGGGUUUGUGAACGCUACUGCAGCUUUAAACCCGGGAUUGCUUUUCGAAUCAAGUUAUGAUGAUUACAUGUCUUUUCUAUGUGGUAUGAAUGGUACAGCUUCUGUAGUUCUCGACUACACUGGUCAGAAUUGUUUGAUUUAUAACUCUACUGGCUAUGGCUCUGAUCUAAACUUGCCUUCAAUCACAAUAGCGAGGUUGAACCAAUCUAGAUUAGUGCAGAGAACAGUACAAAACAUUGCUGGAAAUGAAACUUACAAUGUUGGUUGGAGUUCUCCAUAUGGAGUUUCAGUUAAAGUAUAUCCAACUCGCUUCUCUCUAGCCAAUGGGGAGAGACAAAUCUUAUCUGUGAUCUUCAAUGCAACCAGCAACAGCUCUAUUGCAAGCUUUGGAAGGAUUGGAUUGUUUGGUAAUCAAGGUCAUGUAGUCAACAUUCCUGUGUCUGUCAUUGUUAAAAUCUCACUAUGA